Molecule: messenger RNA, 1749 nt
Organism: Prunus mume (Japanese apricot)
Lineage: Eukaryota; Viridiplantae; Streptophyta; Magnoliopsida; Rosales; Rosaceae
Source: RefSeq, a predicted model, not a curated record
AUGGCAUGGCCCAGUGGUGAUCGUUGUCGUCGUCCAUGGCUGAUUGGUCCUGCAACUCUUCUUAUGUUCCUUGUGUUGGCAGUUUCUGCUGAGGAUAUUUUUCUUGACUGGCAUGUCACACUUGACACAAAUAUCAAACCGGACCAACCGGAAAAUAUUGAAAAAUCUAUAUUGUUGCACCCCAAGAAAUUGAAGCUAGAUUCUGCUUGGGUUAUUGCCAUCAAUGGGCUGUUUCCAGGACCUCUUCUGAAUGGCACAACCGAUGAUGUUUUUCAUGUCAAUGUGUUUAAUGAAAUGGAUGAACCCUUGCUGAUAACUUGCUUCCACAAAGCUGGAGGAGCUUUUGGUCCAAUUCGUAUCAAUAACCGCCCGGUCAUCCAAGUACCAUUUCCUAAACCAGAAGCCGAAUUCGAUCUUCUCAUUGGUGACUGGUAUGACAGAAGUUUCAAGGAUGUUAGGUCCAUGAUGAGAACAAAUCUCAUGGCCUACAACAGCACCCCUGAUAAAAUCUUGAUGAAUGGAAAAGCUGCGUAUUCGGCCCCUACUACAGAAGCCCAUGAGUCCUUCGCUGUUGCAAGAGGCAAGACCUACAGAAUUAGGAUAUCAAAUGUUGGGACUGCAUGGAGUUUCAAUUUCAGGAUUCAAAAACACAAAAUGGUUUUGGUUGAGACAGAAGGUUCCUACACAAAUAAAAUCACAUUGGAUUCUCUUGAUGUGCAUGUUGGGCAGUCCUACUCUGUUCUUGUCACAGCUGACCAAAAUGUUUCAGACUAUUACAUGGUGGCAAGCCCUAAAAUGUUCAAUGCAAGUGAUGUGACAAGAUUUGGCAUUGGUGUGCUGCACUAUGAUAAGUCCACCACACCCCCUAGUGGGUCUCUUCCGAAGGGGCCUGACCCAUUUGAUCAAAAAUUCUCCAUCCAUCAGGCCCAAUCCAUUAGAUGGAACCUGACCACAGGGGCUGCAAGACCUAAUCCGCAAGGAACCUUCAAUGUUCAUAAUGUCACACUCUCACAGACCUUCAUACUCCAAGCAUCUACAGCAGAGAUUAAUGGCCUACCCCAGUUUACUGUCAACAAUGUGUCUUACUUAGCCCCAGACACACCACUAAAGUUGGCUGAUCAAUUUCUCAACGGGUCUGGAGUAUACAAGCUCGAUGAAUUUUCUACUAACUCUAGUAAUUUUGAAACCGUACGUGGAGUUUUCGUUGCAUCUGGGAAGCAUAAAGGGUGGAUAGAACUUGUUUUCCAUAAUGAUUUGGAGGGCAUGGAUGCUUGGCACUUGGAUGGCUUUGGUUUCUAUGUUGUUGGAUUUGGAACUGGAAAGUGGAGUCCUAAAUCGCGCUCUAAGUACAACCUUUAUGAUCCGGUUGUGCGUUCUACCGUGCAAGUGUACCCCGGUGGAUGGACUGCAGUUUAUGCAUACCUUGACAACCCAGGAAUGUGGAAUUUGAGGUCACAGCACUUGAAAAAUUGGUAUUUGGGAGAGGAGCUUUAUUUGAGAGUUUAUGAUGCUGAUCCCAACCCUGCCAAGGAGAAGCGUGCUCCCAAUAACCUCCUUCUAUGUGGAGAGUUUGCUCCUUUCCCCCCGGCCGCUCCACUUGUGCCUCCUCCUCCACCUCAACCUUCUCCACCUGCACCUGGGCCAUCAAGUGCACAUUCUUUGCAGACAGCAGCAGGGUUUCACAUUGCCAUCAUCUGCAUUGUUGCAACAUUCUUUCAGAUAUCUAGAAGUUCAUCCCAUUUUUUAUGA